AUGGAAAAGAGCGAGCAUCAGGAUAAGGAUGAUAAUGUAACAUCCGAUGAUGACAUAUUGAUUGAAAAUAUUAAGAAAAAAAACUGCUGCAUUAAAAUUAACGACUCAAAACAAAUAAAUGAAGACAAAAAGGAGGAUGCUAAAUCAAAGAAGGUUGUGAAGAGUAAUAGUAAGACAGUUUUGAACAAAGAGACAAGUAUCGUUAUUCAAAAGGCGAAGUCGAAAACGAGUGCGAAGGAAAGCAAAGAGGCUUCCUUAAAUGAAUGUAAGGUGGUAAAAAAAGGUAAGACAGGUGCCAAUACGGGGGAUGCAGCUAAGGAAAACCCUACUAUUAGCAAUCAAAAGACAGAUAAAAAAAACACGGUGGUGAAAAAAAGAAAAUCAAGUGUAAAGGACGAAAAAGACACUAAUGGGAAGAAGCACACAGCCGCCAAAAUUGUAAAAAAGAGAGCAAGCAAAGUCAAGAAAGAAACAAAUAAAAGACCCAAAAAAGUAGUUAAAAAAACAGAAGAAAAUUUCGAACCCAUAAAUAGAUGGUGGGAGAAAAUAGAUCAUCAAACUGAUAUUCAGUGGCAUUACUUAGAACAUCGGGGUCUUAUUUUUUCUCCCCCAUACGUACAGCACCAUAUUCCCAUUUUUUAUAAAAGCAUAAAAUUAGAGUUAAAUGAAAAAGCAGAGGAGUUAGCUACCUACUGGUGUAGUGUGAUAGGCACUGAUUAUUGUACUAAGGAAAAGUUCAUAUUAAACUUUUUUAAAACCUUCAUAUGUACCUUAGAGAAGGAUAACAUAAUAAGAAAAGAAAAUGAAAACAAAUUGAAAAAAGGAGAUAUAUCCAAUUUUAAAUUUAUCGAUUUCAUGCCAAUCAAAGAUCACCUAGUUAAGCUAAGAGAAGAAAAACUUAAUAGAACGAAAGAAGAAAAAGAAGAAGAAAAAAAAUUAAGAUCAGAAAAAGAAUUACCAUAUACGUACGCACUGGUUGAUUGGAUUCGUGAAAAAAUUUCGAGCAACAAAGCGGAACCUCCUGGUCUAUUUAGAGGUAGAGGAGAACACCCAAAACAGGGGUUGUUGAAAAAAAGAAUAUUCCCAGAAGAUGUGGUAAUAAAUAUAAGCAAAGAUGCCCCUGUCCCUCGAUUGUACGAUGAUAUGUGUGGUCACUGUUGGGGAGAUAUUUACCAUGACAAUAAAGUAACGUGGUUAGCAUACUACAAGGACAGUAUAAAUGAUCAGUUAAAGUAUACAUUUUUAUCUGCCCAAUCCAAAUUUAAAGGUUAUAAAGAUUUUCUCAAGUACGAAAAUGCAAGGAAGCUAAAAUCAUGUGUUCAUAAAAUUAGGGAAGAUUAUAAGCACAAAAUGAGGAGCAAAAGCAUCCUGGAAAAGCAGUUAGGCACGGCGGUCUAUUUGAUAGACUUUUUGGCCUUAAGAGUGGGGGGUGAGAAAGACACAGAUGAGGAAGCGGAUACCGUGGGCUGCUGCAGUUUGCGGGUCGAGCACGUUAGCUUUUCCCACCAGGUGCCCAUUAAGGAUGGGACCUUGCGGGGGGAAAACGCCAAGGGGCAGAGGGGCAAGGUGAAAAACACGAACGGGGAAGUAGCCAAGGGGGAAAUCGCCAAGGGGGAAGUCGCCAAGGGGGAAGUCGUCAAAGGGGAAAUCACCAAAGGAGAAACCGCCCCAAACGAAAGUGACAACAAAGACAGCAACAAACUCCCGCUUCCCAAAAACCUAAACGACAUAGCGGCAGAUCACUGCUAUAUAACACUUGAUUUUUUAGGAAAAGACAGUAUCCGAUAUUUUAACACGGUACUGCUGGACAAGCAAGCAUACAUCAACAUGAUCAUAUUUUGCAAAAACAAACACAAAGAUGAAGGGGUGUUUGAUCAAAUUACCUGUUCAAAAUUAAAUGAUUAUUUAAAAGAAAUUAUGCCAACGUUGUCGGCAAAGGUUUUCCGUACAUACAAUGCGUCCAUUACCCUAGAUCAGCAGCUGAAAAGGAUAAAAGAAAUUCGGGGCAAACCAACGGACCCGCUGCUCGCGUGUUAUGAUGAUUUUCCAAAGAAGAAAAAGAGGAAACUCGGAAACGUAACUUCGUCAACCACUAUUCUAAGCGAUACAAGUGACUCCACGGAGGAAGGGAGAAGUGGAGAUGACAACGCAACAGGUGAAAACGCAACAGGUGAAAACGCAACAGGCGACAACUCCCUUGGCGAUAACAGUGCAGUAACCCCAAGUAGAAGUAACACCAACCCUUUCGGAGGCGUCCACGCUAGUGAGAAAAACACCCCCAUAGAAGUGGACGUUUCAAAUGUAAACGAACUCAUCAAUUUCUUCAACAACGCCAACAGAGAGGUUGCCAUUCUGUGUAACCAUCAGAGGAGUAUCCCAAAGCAGCACGACACAGCAAUGUCCAAAAUAAAAAAGCAAAUAGAACUCUACACCGAAGAUAUAAAGGAGUAUAAAAAAUAUUUGCAGUACCUGAAAAACGGAACAAACGAACAAAGCUUUACCUUUGUGUCUAAGGUUGUUGCUUUAGAUGGAUCGUUAAGACCCAACAAGGUGAAGGAAAACAUGAAGGAAGAGUCUUGCAAGAAGAAAUUAAUUGCUCUCAUUAAGAAAGUGGAGCAGUUAAAACACCAAAUGAAGGUACGCGAUGACAACAAAACAAUUGCCCUCGGGACUUCUAAAAUAAAUUAUAUGGAUCCAAGAAUAACCGUCGCCUUCUGCAAAAGGUUUGAAAUACCGAUAGAGAAAAUAUUUAAUAGGAGCUUAAGGCUUAAAUUUCCCUGGGCAAUGUUCGUGACGAAGAAUUUUAACUUUUAA
Molecule: messenger RNA, 2814 nt
Organism: Plasmodium fragile
Lineage: Eukaryota; Apicomplexa; Aconoidasida; Haemosporida; Plasmodiidae
Exons: 1
Coding region: 1-2814 (937 amino acids)
Biological process (GO): DNA topological change; chromosome segregation; DNA replication
Cellular component (GO): nucleolus; chromosome
Molecular function (GO): DNA binding; DNA topoisomerase type I (single strand cut, ATP-independent) activity
Source: RefSeq, a predicted model, not a curated record